AUGGGUCAAAACCAAUCUGGAGUCGCAGGGAAUGCCGGAUUUAAAGACGCAGACGCAUAUAUUGAUCCGCCUCCUACUAGUCCUGAUGAAUUUACCUUCAUGAAAGUCCUUGGUAAGGGAAGCUUUGGCACUGUAUGCUUGGCUAAGCAUAAGGCCAAUAACAAGAUUUACGCCUUGAAGGUGUUAACAAAGCAGCAUGUCAUUGAGUCGCGCGAGGUUGAGCAUGCUAUAUCGGAGAGAUCCAUUCUAGCAUCCUUGAAUCAUCCCUUCCUAAUGAGGCUCUAUGGGGCUUUUCAGACGCCAACGCGCCUCAUCAUGGUGUUGGAAUACGUUCCAGGUGGCGAGCUCUUCUUCCAUCUCAAGAAAAAAGUGACAUUCGAUGAGUCCUAUGUUAAGUUGGUUGCUGCACAGCUCGUUCUAGCCAUAGAGUACCUCCACGACAUGAAUAUAGUUAUUAGGGAUCUCAAGCCUGAGAACAUUUUACUGCAAGCCAAUGGAUACAUCAAAGUAACGGACUUUGGGCUGUCCAAGCAGAAUCUUUCUAUGACACUGGGUGCCAAGACCAUGGCAGGUACAAGCGAGUACUUCAGCCCAGAGCAGGUGCAGAACUGUGGGCAUGGCAAGGGUGUUGAUAUGUGGGCCCUGGGAACCAUAAUAUAUGAGCUGCUGACGGGGUCUCCACCCUUCUACUCUGAUGACAAGCGUGCUAUGUUCAGGAAGAUUAUCGGAGAGCAGCCCAAGAUGCCAAGCUACUUCAAGGACGAUCUAAAGGACCUGCUAAAGGGGCUCUUGGAGAAGAAGCCCAGAAGCAGACUGGGAUGCAGAAAAGAAAAUGGUGGUAUCAAGGAGCUCAAGGGACACCCAUGGUUCAAUGGGAUAAACUGGGAUAAGCUCUAUAGGAAGGAAUACACCAUUCCGUAUAAGCCCACGAUAACUGAUAACUUAGACUUGAGCAAUUUUGACAAAAGCUUCACAGAGCUUGAUUUUGAUUUUUCAAGUGAGCCCCUCUAUAAACGCGAGCACAAUGCCGAUGACGAUCAGAUCUUCCAGGACUUUUGUAAGGCAUAUGCCACAAACGCGGAGGACGAGCAAAAGACGAACUGCCCCACUGACAACGAUGAAAGCAACACGUUCACACAGUCAGGACAAAUUAAUUAUGACUCAGCAGAUGCACAAGACUCUACAAAGGGCCUCCCCGCGUGCUUGGUCGAUGAUGAUGACACGGAUAUGCCUCCUCCGCCCUAG
Messenger RNA from Giardia duodenalis, 1245 nucleotides. Its product is annotated as Kinase, AGC PKA. The record is from RefSeq and is a predicted model, not a curated record. Bases 1 to 1245 code for a protein of 414 amino acids. NCBI's taxonomy places the organism in Eukaryota, Fornicata, Diplomonadida, Hexamitidae. Gene Ontology annotation, molecular function: ATP binding; protein serine/threonine kinase activity. Gene Ontology annotation, biological process: protein phosphorylation. The transcript has a single exon.